AUGUCCGAGAAAUCUGUGGUUGGCCUAGCGCCUCCUGUUCCUGAUCAACCUACCACCAACAUAGCCAGUAUAGCUGAGACAAGCGACGAUCUGCAGAAUAUACAAGACCAGUAUGAUGCAGAACGUAAGAAACGCCUACGCCCUGACGGACCAACCCAAUAUGUUGACUUGACCGAUGACCCCGCCUACUUGAACGAAUUCAUCGUCGUCAACACCGAUAUGCUCCAGCAGAGGCAAACCCGAGUCCUCAUCGUCGGUGCUGGGUUCGGAGGUCUGCUAUUCGCAGUGCGACUGCUCCAAUCUGGAUUCCUCCGUGCGAGUGAAAUCCUCUUCGUGGAUGCAGCAGGUGGCUUUGGAGGAACGUGGUGGUGGAACAAAUACCCCGGCUUGGUCUGCGAUGUCGAGAGCUACACUUACAUGCCCUUGCUAGAGGAAACGAAGUACAUGCCGCCGCAUAAGUAUGUCAGCGGGUCGGAAUUGAGGCGACACGCGAAGCGCAUUGCCAGUCAAUGGAAGCUCAGCCAGCGGGCUUUGUUCCAGACCGAGGUCGAUAACUUGGUUUGGAAUGAGCGGGAUUCUCAAUGGACUGUCAAUAUUAAACCUCGUGGCCAGCGAUCCACUGCGAUACAGUCUGAUUUUGUUAUCUUGGCUACUGGGUUGCUGAGUUCACCGAAGAUACCGAAAUUGGACGGGCUUGAGACGUUCGAGGGGAAGGUUUUCCACACCUCGCGCUGGGACUAUGAUUACACCGGCGGAAGUCCAGACAGCCCGAUGAUGGAUGGACUACGAGACAAGACAGUUGGAUUUGUCGGAACGGGCGCAUCUGCCGUCCAGGUGAUCCCACACCUUGCCGGGUGGGCAAAGAAAUUGAUUGUCUUUCAGCGCACACCGUCUUCUGUGGAUUCGCGUUACAAUCACCUCACCGAUCGCACCUGGUGGGCGAAACUGAUCAAAGGAGGCCCCGGUUGGCAACGAAAGCGCAUGGAGAAUUUCAAUGCCUUCUGCUCGAACGAGAGUCCCCUCCCAGAUGUUGACCUUGUCGAUGAUGGUUGGACCAAGAUGCAGUCCCUCGGUGUACUGAUCGGCAGUCCCUCCGGUCUUGACCCGGACUACCUAACGCGGAUGCAUCAAUUGGACUUGCAACGCCAAGAGGCGAUCCGCCAUCGCGUGGAAACCACUGUGGCCGAUCCCGCUACUGCUAGUGCUUUGAAGCCGUGGUAUCCUGGAUGGUGCAAGCGGCCAUGCUUCAGCGACAACUUUCUCCCGGCAUUCAACCGGCCCGACGUUUCCCUGGUGGACACGAACGGAAAAGGGAUCCGGACUGUGACAGAGAAAGGCAUCUUGGUAGAGGGCCAAGAGUAUGACCUGGACACCAUCAUUUUCGGAACCGGCUACAGUCUUGGGGGUAGUGCCGAUCGCGGGGCUAUGACCGUCACCGGACGUGACAACCAGAUCCUGCCGGAAAAAUGGCAGAAGGGCAUGACUUCACUCCAUGGAGUAAUGACCAAUGGGUUUCCCAAUCUGUUCUUCCCAGGUCCGUAUCAAGCAGGAGCAUCAGCGAACCAGGUCUAUGUUCUCGAUCAGCUUGCCGUUCAUGUCGCCUACAUCAUUUCGGAAGCCGGCAAGUUGAUCUCGGAGCGAAACCCAGAUGUCACCGUGCCCGGGCUUACUAUUGAGCCGGACUGUCGCUCCGAAGAGGAAUGGACUUCGAAGGUUUUGAUGAGAGCCCGAGCGCUCAGAGGUGUGAUGGAUUGCACUCCGGGGUACUUCAAUCGGGAGGGACUCCAAUUUGACGACGGUGAAGCCUUGCGGGCGGCGCAGUUCAGUAUCUGGGGAGAGGGGAUUAAGAGUUAUGUGAAGGAGAUUGAAGAUUGGCGGCAGACGGGCGGGUUGGCCGGGCUUGAUAUUCAGGCCCGACAUGGCGCGUAG
Messenger RNA from Penicillium roqueforti, 1929 nucleotides. RefSeq names its product flavin-containing monooxygenase. Lineage: Eukaryota; Fungi; Ascomycota; Eurotiomycetes; Eurotiales; Aspergillaceae. The record is from RefSeq and is a predicted model, not a curated record. Bases 1 to 1929 code for a protein of 642 amino acids. The transcript has a single exon. Gene Ontology annotation, molecular function: flavin adenine dinucleotide binding; NADP binding; N,N-dimethylaniline monooxygenase activity.